UGAAAUACCAUCAGUCAACAAACUAUUGUCACAAUUAGUAAUUCCAUUGCCCGCGAUGACGGCCUUAAGUUCAAUGUAACCGACAGCUUAUUUUCUAUCGGGGCAACUUAUCUAUCGUUGCGUUAUCACAUUGCAUUACCAUCCUUAUUAUAAUUACAAUAAUUGCAUAAAAAUGAAGUGCUUUUUUUGUUCUUUAAUAUUGUUAAAAGUUGCGCUAUGCCAUCCAGUCCCAUCGGUUUCACCAAUAGCCUCAACUUUACCAACGAGUGAAACGUUUGACUUCAUGAAACGGUAUGGAUAUUUGGAUGACACACCAAAUUCCGAAGCUCUCUAUACUGAAGAUGCAAUACGCGAUGUUAUCAAGACUAUGCAAAAGUUUGGCGGGAUACCACAAACUGGUGUUGUUGAUAACGCAACUUUGGCGCUAAUGAAGGCCCGAAGAUGCGGAGUGCCCGAUAUUAUAAGAAAUUCUAGGAGCAAGAGAUAUGUGCUCGGAUCCAAGGGUUGGAAGAAACGCCAUAUUACUUACUAUUUGUACAAUUGGACACCGAAGCUUGGUGAAGAAGUGAUAGCGCAAAAUAUCCAACAAGCUCUGGACACUUGGGGCAAGUACGGAAGGCUAACAUUUACUCGUGUCUACGAUUUCAAUGCCGACAUCAUUGUCAUGUUUGCUCGCGGUCCUCAUGGCGAUAACUUUGCUUUCGACGGACCUGGAGAGGUACUGGCUCACGCGUUCUUCCCCUCGGAUUUCCACGGGAGAGGAGGUGACAUACAUUUUGAUGAAGAAGAAGAAUGGAGCAUCCACACCAAGGAAUCAACCCAAGGUACUGAUUUCUUCACCGUUGCCUUCCACGAGUUGGGGCACUCGCUUGGCCUCUCCCAUUCCCCUGUAGUCUCAUCGAUAAUGUUCCCCUACUAUCAAGGUUACGCGAAUGAUUUAGACUACGACGAUAUUUUGGGAAUGUACGCUCUGUACAUUCAAGGAAUGCCGGAAUCCGGACCCGUGCAUUUUCCUCCACCGUCUCCACCAAGAACAACCACAGCACGGACUCCUCCAGCGUACGACUACGAUGAAGAUGAAAAUAGUGUUGAGGAAACCGACCAAGUAGAUACCGAUAAGGAAGACGGCAGCUACAAUGAAGAUGACAACGAAAUACCUAAUAUACCUGAAACUGAGGAACCCGAACAACCGGAAACCGGCUACGAAUCUAAUGAAGAUGACAAAGAUGAAGGUUUGACAGACGAUGUUGUGAAAGAGGAAGAUCUUGAUGAAGAUGAAGAACAUCUACCAGACGAAGACGUUACACCAGGUGCAGAGCCUUCAAUUCCGGAUGUAUGCGAAGGAAAUAUUGACGCCAUUUCUGCGAUACGCGAACAGCUCUUUGUUUUUAAAGGGGAAUACUUCUGGCGUUUGAGGGAUAAGAACCAAUUAGAGCAGGGAUAUCCCGCCCGCAUACAGCAGAUGUUCCCUCUUCCAGAAUCGAUACGAAAGAUCGACGCGGUAUACGAAAGACCAGACAGCAUGAUCGUGCUAUUUUCAGGCAGUCAAUUUUGGGUUUAUGACGGUCACGUGUUUGUUGAAGACAGCCCUCAAAGCUUAUCAAAGUACGGUCUCCCGGACGAUUUGGAUCGAAUUGAUGCUGUUAUUAGCUGGCCUAAGAAUGGAAAAACUUAUUUGUUCAAAAAUGACAGGAUGUGGAGAUAUAAUGAAGAUACACGAACUGUAGAUGCCGGUUAUCCGAUGCAUAUACAAAGAUGGCGUGGUGUUCCCGAAAAUCUGGACGCAGCAAUGUCAUGGAAUGAUGGAAAGACGUACUUUUUCAAGGGGAAGCUUUAUUGGACGUUUGAUGAUACAUGGAUAAGCGUCACGGAAACAUCUCCUCUGCCGAUGCCUCAGCUAUGGUUAGGCUGUCCAGAAAAGCAGUUUGUUAGAGAUUAUUUUGCUAACCAUAAACCGAAAAACGAAACUGAUUACCAUCAACUUUAUGGGCAGCCUUAGUUGUAUUUACUGUUAUUUGUGCAUUAAUAAACAUAUACAUUGUUGAGCUAACUUAUUUAAGAAAAAAAGGUCUUAUGAACGAACGGGCAGCAGUACUUAUAACCCACACACUGGACCUCUCUGCUGUUCGAAAGACCUGUAGUUAUCGACUGAUAUGAGAAAGUACCUAUAUAACUUUUGAAUGUAAAGUUUAGUCUUGAGCUUCACUUGACAUUGCCUUUGGUGUUAUUAUAUGUUACAUUACUCAUAGGAUGAUUUCAAAGUAGUUUUACUGAUUACAGUUCCGAAUAGCCUUCAGGAGAUUUUGACUAUGAAUUGGAAUUCUUUAAAAGGGAAUGGCGUUUUAGAUAAAAAAAAUCACGUAUAAAGGUUUUUUUACAGGUGACUGUGACUAAUAGUUUCUAGCAUCAUCCUGUUCAUCAUUUAGUCAUAUCAAUCAUCUUGGUUAUUUAAGCCCCAAUUGCCAGGGGUGGGUAAAAUACCUACAUCUAAAAAUUUAUUUUAUUUAAAAUGUAAAAUUGGAAAUUGUUUUUGGACGUUUAUACCUAUUAAAUAGAUAAUAACUAAUUAAAAUUUCAAAUACAAAUGUUA
Photinus pyralis (common eastern firefly) is the source of this 2590-nucleotide messenger RNA. RefSeq names its product matrix metalloproteinase-25-like. The transcript is spliced from 9 exons. Lineage: Eukaryota; Metazoa; Arthropoda; Insecta; Coleoptera; Lampyridae. Gene Ontology annotation, molecular function: zinc ion binding; metalloendopeptidase activity. Gene Ontology annotation, cellular component: extracellular matrix. The record is from RefSeq and is a predicted model, not a curated record. Bases 173 to 1999 code for a protein of 608 amino acids. Gene Ontology annotation, biological process: proteolysis; collagen catabolic process; extracellular matrix organization.